Molecule: messenger RNA, 4810 nt
Organism: Vanessa tameamea
Lineage: Eukaryota; Metazoa; Arthropoda; Insecta; Lepidoptera; Nymphalidae
Gene: Cadps
Product: Calcium-dependent secretion activator
Exons: 34
Coding region: 160-4353 (1397 amino acids)
Biological process (GO): synaptic vesicle exocytosis; dense core granule exocytosis
Source: RefSeq, a predicted model, not a curated record
AUGCGCAGAAUAUAUGCGGACAAAACUGACGUUUCACUGAAACUCAGUAACAAGCUGAAAGUCGUGAACGUGUAAAUACAAUUGUAAAUAUCUCGAGAUAUUGAGAAUUAUAUUGCUAUGUCAACGUGUGCCUGUAGAGAAUAGAGUCAAAGUAACAAGAUGAUUGACCCAAGCUCAUCCGAGGAAGACAGUGAGGAUGAACACAGGAAGCAACCCUCUAAACUACCAGUGGUACCUCCAGGAUCGCUUGCUAGCGGAAGGCCAUCCGUCAGAGGCAAGCCGGACCUGCCACGUGGAUCAACUGCUGGCUUACCAGGAGCGGGACCGCUCACAGCAGCGCCGCUUGCUGCUCCCCUCCACCCAGCCACGAGGCAGAGGGAGGCCGCCGCCCUAGCGCCCCCACAGCACGCAUCGUUCUUGCGCAGGACAUCAACGGGGAGUGCGAGCUCGGGUGAGGCACCUGCGCCUUCCCCAAGCCCCUCCGGCACCAGCCACUCUGACAAGGACCAAGACCCACAGGAGAAGAUAGAAAAACUUGAAGAGGAUAAGAAACGUCGGCUUCAACUAUACGUUUUCGUGUCACGAUGUAUCGCCCACCCUUUCAAUGCAAAGCAGCCUACAGACAUGACAAGACGGCACACAAAGCUGACGCCACACCAGCUCGAAACUAUACAAGCCAGGUUUCAGGCAUUCCUGAAAGGAGAGACGCAGAUUUUAGCAGAUGAAGCGUUCCAGAACGCCGUGCAGUCUUACUACGAUGUGUUCCUCAAGUCGGAGAGGGUUGAACAAAUGGUCAAGUCUGGAGCGUGUUCUCAUCACGACUUUCGUGAAGUCUUCAGAAAUAAUAUUGAGAAACGUGUCAGGUCUUUGCCAGAAAUCGAUGGUCUUAGUAAAGAAACCGUUUUGACAACAUGGCUCGCUAAGUUAGACUGUAUCAUGAAAGGAACCGGUAUACCAGGAGACGACGAUUCGAAGAGACCGUCGCGUGCGCAACAACAAAGUCUUAACGCUGAAUGUAUACUGAGCAAGGAGCAACUGUACGACAUGUUUCAACAGAUCUUGGGGGUUAAGAAAUUUGAACAUCAAUUAUUAUUCAACGCUCUCUUAUUGGAUUCGGCCGAUGAACAAGCUGCCGCAAUAAGAAGAGAACUGGAUGGAAGAAUGCAAAAAGUUAAUGAAAUGGAAAAGAACCGCAAGUUGAUGCCCAAGUUCGUGCUGAAGGAGAUGGAAUCACUCUACAUCGAGGAACUGAAGUCAUCCAUCAAUCUGUUGAUGGCGAACCUGGAGUCGCUGCCCGUCUCGAAGGGCGGCGCAGACUCCAAAUAUGGUCUCCAUAAGAUCAAGCGGUAUAAUCACAGAUCAAAUGCUGGACCAGAUCCGAGUCCAAGGUUGAGUAAGCAGCUAUGUUUCAGAUCGCAAGGGUCUCUAGCGAACAAGUUGACUGGUGAAUCAGAUGGGGGCGAUGUUGACACACAGCUGACAAAAAUGGAUGUGGUUCUUACAUUCCAGAUAGAGGUGGUUGUUAUGGAAGUCAAGGGAUUAAAAUCCUUAGCUCCUAACAGAAUAGUCUACUGCACCAUGGAAGUUGAAGGGGGCGACAAGCUUCAAACCGAUCAGGCUGAAGCAUCAAAACCUAUGUGGGACACACAAGGGGAUUUUAGCACUACUCAACCACUACCAGCAGUAAAAGUGAAGCUGUAUACAGAAAAUCCUGGUGUUCUCGCCCUUGAAGAUAAAGAACUGGGCAAAGUGGUCCUUCGACCUACACCCUUAUCCAGCAAGGCCCCAGAAUGGCACCGCAUGACUGUACCAAAGAACUUACCGGAUCAAGAUCUCAGAAUCAAAAUUGCUUGUCGGAUGGACAAGCCGUUGAACAUGAAACACUGCGGCUACCUCCACGUGAUCGGCAAGAAUGUGUGGCGCAAAUGGAAACGACGGUACAUGGUUCUAGUACAAGUGAGCCAAUAUACUUUUGCUCUCUGCUCCUAUAAGGACAAAAAGUCUGAGCCUGCUGAGAUGAUGCAACUCGAUGGAUUCACUGUGGAUUAUAUUGAAUUGGCGAGCGCCCAGUUGAUGGUCGGACAAGAACUGGAGGGAGCGAAAUAUUUCAUGAACGCCGUGAGAGAUGGGGAGUCGGUGCUGAUGGGUGUGGGUGAUGAAAACGAAUGUCAUUUGUGGGUGAUGGCUUUGUACCGUGCCACGGGUCAGAGUCAUAAGCCAACACCGCCCACUACUUCUGAUACUCAUAUUAAGAUUAUGGGAGAUGCAGAUAAAGCGCGAAAACAUGGAAUGGAGGAUUACAUCCAAGCUGAUCCGUGUCAGUUCGAUCAUCACCAACUUUUCACUACACUGCAGUCACUGACGCUGAAGUAUCGUCUACAGGACCCUUACUGUUCCUUGGGUUGGUUCUCGCCGGGCCAAGUUUUUGUAUUAGACGAAUACUGCGCAAGAUAUGGAGUAAGAGGAUGCUACCGUCAUCUCUGCUACUUAUCCGAUUUGCUGGAUGUGGCUGAUAGUGGACAGCAAACUGUGGACCCUACACUCAUGCAUUACUCUUUCGCCUUCUGUGCUAGCCAUGUGCACGGAAAUAGUACUGCCACGUUGCCUGGCAGGCCAGAUGGAGUUGGCAGCAUUACAGUACUAGAGAAGGAGAAGUUUGCUGAGAUCAAAGAACGUCUAAAGACUCUGCUGCAGCAUCAGAUUACAAACUUCAGAUACGCAUUCCCGUUCGGACGACCUGAAGGCGCAUUAAAGGCGACCCUCUCGCUCCUAGAGCGGGUUAUGAUGAAGGACGUAGUGACUCCUGUGGCUCCUGAAGAUGUCCGUACUAUGAUUCAGACGAGCUUGGAGAAUGCAGCUCUCCUCAACUACACCACCUUAAGCCAGAAAGCUAACAUCGAGGAGGAUCUUCGUGGCGAAACAAUGGUGACACCAGCAAAGAAACUGGAAGAUCUCAUUCAUCUUGCUGAAAUCUGCGUUGACUUGCUCCAGCAGAAUGAAGAGCAUUACGCGGAGGUUUAUAACACAAAACCGGACUCUAGCGGUCAACAAAAUGCUUUUGCGUGGUUUUCGGAGCUACUCGUUGAACACGCGGAGAUUUUCUGGGCCUUGUUUGCUGUAGACAUGGAUCGCGUGCUAGCAGAACAACCUCCAGACACUUGGGACUCCUUCCCACUUUUCCAGAUCUUAAAUGAUUAUUUGAGGACAGAUGAAAAUUUGAGAAACGGCCGUUUCCAUGAACAUCUGCGUGAUACAUUUGCACCACUUGUUGUGCGCUACGUCGACCUCAUGGAAUCAUCCAUAGCUCAGUCUCUUCACAAGGGAUUCGAAAAAGAACGUUGGGAGAUCAAAGGAAACGGUUGCUCAACAAGCGAGGAGCUGUUCUGGAAGCUGGAUGCCUUGCAGUCUUUCAUCAGGGAUCUGCAUUGGCCUGAGCCAGAGUUCCGCUCCCACCUGGAGCAACGAUUGAAGUUAAUGGCCAGCGACAUGAUGGAAACAUGUAUUCAGAGGACUGAAGCUUCUUUUCAGGCAUGGUUAAAGAAAAGUGUGACAUUUAUGUCAACGGACUACAUCCUGCCGGCUGAAAUCUGCGCCAUGGUGAACGUGGCUCUGGACGCGAAGAAUCAAGCGCUAAAGCUUUGUGCGGUUGAAGGUGUCGAUAUCUACCAGUACCAUGCUAAAAUGGAUGCCCAGAUCGAGGCGUGUCUGCAUGCGAUGUCUACGGGUAUGACGAGCCGUCUGUCCGCCGUGCUGGAAGCUACUCUUGCUAAGAUCGCGCGUUUCGACGAGGGCAGUUUAAUAGGCUCAAUACUGACGAUUGCAAACGUUUCCGGUUCUGGGAAAGACAUUGGACAGGGCUAUGUGAACUUCAUGAGAAAUUCUAUGGACCAAAUCAGAUCUAAGGUGACAGAUGAGCUGUGGAUCCUGCAGCUCUUCGAACAUUGGUAUGGUGUUCAGAUUGGGCAUAUUUCGACGUGGCUUAAUGAGCGCCCAGCACUCCAUCCACAGCAGGUCGCCUGCCUUUCCAUCGUCCUUAAGAAAAUGUACAGUGACUUCGAGCUUCAAGGCGUUAUCGACGACAAGCUCAAUUCAAAGCCGUAUCAAGCCGUGGCAGCGCGAAUGCAUACGGAGGAGGCGACGUGUAGCUUGGUACUGGCUCAGCAAGACCAAGGGGGUGGCGAUGAUGGGGGUUCUGAGGAAGGUGCCCGAGGGGGAAAGUCUAAAUUGGAAUCUCUUACAGAAGACGCUAAGUUAGGAAACGUCGGCGCUGUAGUUGGCAAGGUUGGCAACAUGUUCGGGCGCGGUAUCGGCGAGUUGUCAACGAAAUUGGGCGGAGCAUCAUCAUGGUUUUAGCUUUGUGUUUAACAAUCGUUUAUCAUUACCGUAUUAUACUUUGCAUUUGUAUAUUUAAAAAUAUUAUGAACUGCUUUCUUUUAAAAUCUUACUGUGAUGACGCAAAAAUCUCUUUUUUCAAACGGUAAACUUAGUGUCCGCCAUUUCGUGAUCACGUGAGAAGAUGGCGUCUAAUAAAUAUAAGCGGCAAGCAUAGCUUAGUUUAAAAUAGUGUUAAAGAAGUUUAGAUUUUAUUUUAUAAAAAGCUUUAUGUACAGUUAGUGACAUUAUUCAUUUGGAGCGAGUAACAUGUAUUAGAUGUGUAUUUUAAGAUUAGUAUUUGAUAACGUGAUUGAUGUAAAGAAAAAUAUUAUAUAGAUAAAAAAUGUAAACUCUUGCUACAAUAAGGAAACAUAUCGCUUCGUGCAAGUAUUACGUAAAUGGAUGAGCAUAAAUAAAUUUUAUUUACUGAAACAUA